Messenger RNA from Drosophila albomicans, 1749 nucleotides. Its product is annotated as threonylcarbamoyladenosine tRNA methylthiotransferase. Bases 66 to 1730 code for a protein of 554 amino acids. The record is from RefSeq and is a predicted model, not a curated record. Gene Ontology annotation, molecular function: 4 iron, 4 sulfur cluster binding; tRNA (N(6)-L-threonylcarbamoyladenosine(37)-C(2))-methylthiotransferase activity. The transcript has 2 exons. Lineage: Eukaryota; Metazoa; Arthropoda; Insecta; Diptera; Drosophilidae. Gene Ontology annotation, cellular component: endoplasmic reticulum. Gene Ontology annotation, biological process: tRNA methylthiolation.
AAUGUAAACAGCUGAGCCAAGCACAUGUGUGUGUCGAAUUUGUAGUUGGAGCAUAAUAAUUUAUUAUGGGACUUGAAGUUGAUUUACCCGGCAACGAUAUAGACGAUAUCGAGGAUCUGAUAUCGUCGGACGAUAUCAAGCCACGCGAACGCUAUGAGAAUAAGAAAAGUGUAACAGUGCGUGCCAAGAGACGAGCACAAAUCAAACCAGCAUCAGACAACGAUGAGAAGACGCCGCAGCCGCAGAAAACGAUUUACGAGAGUGUUAUACCCGGCACACAAAAGGUCUAUGUGAAGACCUGGGGUUGUGCCCACAACAACUCCGACUCGGAGUACAUGGCUGGCCAACUGGCUGCCUAUGGCUACAAUCUGAGUGGCAAGGAUGAUGCGGAUCUGUGGCUGCUCAACAGCUGCACUGUAAAGAAUCCCUCAGAAGACACGUUUCGUAAUGAGAUCGAGUCGGGCAUGCGCAGUGGCAAGCACGUUGUGGUGGCCGGCUGUGUGCCUCAAGGUGCUCCCAAGGCGGAUUAUUUGCGUGGCCUGUCGGUAAUUGGAGUGCAACAAAUUGAUCGCGUUGUGGAGGUGGUGGAAGAAACGCUAAAGGGUCAUAGUGUCCGAUUGCUGCAGAACAGAAAAGUGCACGGCCGACGUGUAGCUGGUGCUCCACUGUCGCUGCCCAAGGUGCGCAAGAAUCCGCUCAUCGAGAUUAUCUCGAUCAAUAGUGGUUGCCUGAAUCAGUGCACCUACUGCAAGACGAAGCAUGCACGCGGCGAUCUGGCCAGCUAUCCGCCAGCCGAGAUUGUGGAACGUGCCCGGCAAUCCUUUGAUGAAGGAUGCUGUGAGAUUUGGCUGACUUCAGAGGAUACGGGCGCUUAUGGGCGUGACAUUGGCAGCUCGCUGCCCGAGUUGCUGUGGCAGCUGGUCGAGGUGAUACCCGAGAAUUGCAUGUUGCGCGUGGGCAUGACCAAUCCGCCCUACAUAUUGGAGCACCUCGAGGAGGUGGCCAAGGUGCUUCAGCAUCCACGUGUCUACGCUUUUCUCCAUGUGCCCGUGCAGAGCGGCAGCGAUUCGGUGCUGGGCGAGAUGAAGCGUGAAUACUGUCGUAAGGAUUUUGAGCAUGUGGUCGACUUUCUUCGCGCUCGUGUGCCUGGCUUGACAAUUGCCACCGACAUCAUUUGUGGCUUUCCCACGGAGACGGAAGAUGACUUUGAGGAGACAAUGACACUGUGCGCCAAGCAUCGCUUCCCUAGUCUAUUUAUCAAUCAGUUCUUCCCACGGCCUGGAACACCAGCUGCUAAAAUGGAACGCAUACCAGCGAAUCUGGUGAAGAAGCGCACCAAGCGGCUUACUGAUCUCUUCUACAGCUACGAACCGUAUGCCGGUCGCGAGGGUCAAGUGUACGAGGUGCUUGUGACGGAAAUAUCACAUGAUAAGCAACACUAUGUGGGCCACAACAAGAGCUAUGAGCAAGUGCUGUUGCCCAUGCGAGACAAUUUGCUGGGCACUCGAGUGCGAGUGCGCAUUACGUCGACCAGCAAGUUCAGCAUGAUGGCCGAGAUACUGGACGAAGAGCGCGACUGGACACGCUGUGACAACAACAACAAGGCAGUGACAACAGAAUGCUUGACUCAGAGUCGAGGACAGCGCUUCAUGGGCAUCGCUUUGCUUGUGGGUGCUUUGGCUUUUCUGUUGCACUUGCUGCUCAAAUUCGUGUCAUCUCAAUCGAAAUAAAAGGCAAAAGGCAAAACAA